CAGGUAAUACCCUAGCCAGCAAGAAGGAUGGAUGUCUUUAAGAAAGGUUUCUCCAUCGCUAAAGAAGGUGUGGUGGCUGCUGCAGAAAAGACCAAGCAGGGAGUGACAGAGGCUGCAGAGAAGACUAAAGAAGGGGUGAUGUAUGUAGGUACCAAAACCAAGGAAGGCGUAGUGCAGAGUGUGACCUCAGUUGCUGAGAAGACCAAAGAGCAAGCCAAUGUUGUGGGAGAAGCUGUAGUAUCCAGUGUGAACACAGUAGCAAGCAAGACUGUAGAAGGAGCAGAAAACAUCGUGGUCACUACAGGAGUUGUAAAAAAGGAGGACCUGGCAGCACUGCAGCCGCCUGAGGAGCCGGAGGCAGCGGGAGAGGGGGCCCUAGCGGCCAGCGAGGGCGGAGAGGGUGAAAAUGAAGCCAAUUAACCAACUUAGGGAUGUCUAGCUCAAAAGAAAGCAUUCCAAGUGCAUACAUGGAAAUAUUAUUUGGCACUACAACAGGAAAAUCACGCUCUCCAUAGACUAACUACAUUCAGCUCUGUAAUCCUUCACCUCCCUCAUAAACCAGACAUACAAUAUAUGUAAUCCAGACUCCUCUGAUUGUAAGUAAAGUGCAGCUGUGUCCUGGGGUGGGUGGGUGUCUCCCUCCCCACCUCCCUCCUGGCUUCCCAACCCACUCGCUUUGCGUGUUUUGGCGGACUCACUGAUCCUUGUCUCGUGUCCAUCUUCACUGGCACUUGGGAUCUCUAGGUAUUGUGGAAUUAUUUUUUUUUUUAACUAAUAAAAAAAAGUUUGAACAAU
Messenger RNA from Calypte anna (Anna's hummingbird), 795 nucleotides. It is a transcript of the gene SNCG, whose product is annotated as synuclein gamma. The transcript has 5 exons. Gene Ontology annotation, molecular function: cuprous ion binding. NCBI's taxonomy places the organism in Eukaryota, Metazoa, Chordata, Aves, Apodiformes, Trochilidae. Gene Ontology annotation, cellular component: cytoplasm; neuronal cell body; axon terminus. The coding region runs from base 28 to 420 and encodes 130 amino acids. The record is from RefSeq and is a predicted model, not a curated record. Gene Ontology annotation, biological process: chemical synaptic transmission; synapse organization; synaptic vesicle endocytosis.